This is a messenger RNA of Sphenostylis stenocarpa, 1911 nucleotides long. The record is from the annotation of a GenBank genome assembly. Lineage: Eukaryota; Viridiplantae; Streptophyta; Magnoliopsida; Fabales; Fabaceae.
AUGGUUAGUAAUGCUGGUGGUUACUUGGAUUUUUUGAUGGAGAGAGAGUUGUGCGGUUUUGUUUUCAUCUGGUGGGUGUUCUUAGCUCACCCAUUGUGCUUGGUUUCUGCUAACAUGGAAGGUGACGCCUUACAUAACCUGAGGACAAAUUUACAGGAUCCUAACAAUGUUUUGCAAAGUUGGGACCCUACAUUGGUGAAUCCAUGCACGUGGUUUCAUGUAACAUGCAACAAUGAUAAUAGUGUCAUUAGAGUUGAUCUGGGAAAUGCUGCCUUGUCUGGUCAACUUGUUCCACAACUUGGCCAGCUCAAAAACUUACAGUAUUUGGAACUUUACAGCAAUAACAUUAGUGGACCAAUUCCAAGUGACCUGGGGAAUCUUACUAACUUGGUGAGCUUGGAUUUGUAUCUAAACCGUUUCAGUGGACCUAUCCCAGAGUCAUUGGGCAAGUUGUUCAAAUUGCGUUUCCUCCGGCUUAACAACAACAGCCUGACUGGUCCUAUUCCCAUGUCACUGACCAAUGUUACUGCUCUGCAAGUGCUGGAUUUGUCUAACAACCGUCUCUCAGGUGUGGUUCCUGAUAAUGGCUCCUUCUCAUUAUUCACUCCCAUCAGCUUUACUAACAACUUGGAUCUAUGUGGCCCAGUCACUGGGCACCCUUGUCCUGGGUCACCUCCCUUUUCUCCUCCUCCUCCUUUUGUCCCACCAUCCCCAAUCUCAGCUCCAGGGGGAAAUAGUGCAACUGGUGCAAUAGCUGGAGGAGUUGCUGCAGGUGCUGCUCUGUUAUUUGCUGCUCCUGCAAUUGCAUUUGCAUGGUGGCGUCGAAGGAAACCACAAGAAUUUUUCUUUGAUGUUCCUGCUGAAGAGGAUCCUGAAGUACACCUUGGACAGCUUAAGAGGUUCUCACUACGAGAACUGCAAGUUGCAACAGAUACUUUUAGUAAUAAGAACAUUCUUGGAAGGGGAGGAUUUGGUAAGGUGUACAAAGGACGCUUGGCAGAUGGUUCACUGGUUGCUGUGAAAAGAUUGAAAGAGGAGCGCACACCUGGUGGGGAGCUUCAGUUUCAGACUGAAGUAGAGAUGAUCAGCAUGGCUGUGCACCGAAAUCUCCUUCGUUUACGUGGAUUCUGUAUGACACCAACUGAAAGACUACUUGUAUAUCCUUACAUGGCCAAUGGAAGUGUUGCCUCAUGCUUAAGAGAGCGUCCAACACAUCAACAACCCCUUGAUUGGCCAACAAGAAAAAGAAUAGCAUUGGGAUCAUCAAGGGGUCUUUCAUAUUUGCAUGAUCAUUGUGACCCGAAGAUUAUUCAUCGUGAUGUAAAAGCUGCAAACAUAUUGUUGGAUGAGGAGUUUGAGGCUGUUGUUGGGGAUUUUGGGUUGGCCAAACUGAUGGACUACAAGGACACCCAUGUUACAACUGCUGUACGAGGCACAAUUGGGCACAUAGCACCAGAGUACCUAUCUACUGGUAAAUCUUCAGAGAAAACUGAUGUAUUUGGGUAUGGUAUAAUGCUUCUGGAGCUGAUCACUGGACAAAGGGCUUUUGACUUGGCUCGACUUGCAAAUGAUGAUGAUGUUAUGUUGCUGGAUUGGGUUAAAGGACUUUUGAAAGAAAAGAAGCUAGAAAUGCUGGUUGACCCUGAUCUCCAUAGCAAUUACAUAGAUGCUGAGGUAGAACAGUUAAUUCAGGUUGCCCUGCUUUGCACACAAGGAUCCCCUAUGGACCGGCCUAAGAUGUCAGAAGUGGUGAGAAUGCUUGAAGGUGAUGGCUUGGCAGAAAGAUGGGAUGAGUGGCAAAAGGUGGAAGUUCUGCGCCAGGAAGUGGAGCUUGCCCCUCAUCCUAAUUCUGAUUGGAUUGUUGACUCAACUGAAAAUCUACAUGCAGUUGAGUUAUCUGGUCCGAGGUAA